UCACAUUUAUUAGACAAAUAAUCAAAGCCAAAGUCAACUGGUUGUAAUAACUGUCCAAUUUUGAUGCCUCAGUCUUCAUUUUUUUAUCAAAGAUAUGGUGAAAUGGUGAUCUAAAAUUCACGAAUUGAAGAUAUAGUCAAAGGGUUUAGAGAGAGAGAGAGAGAGAGAGAGAGAAGGAAAGAAAUUGAUGGAAAGCAUUUUUAUUUUUUUUCCCCUCUCUUUUUCACUGGUUGCAACUUGCAAAGUGGAAAGAAGUAAACUUUCUUCUGGAGCUAAGUGAGAGAGAGAGAGAGAGAGGGUUUGUUUAAAUGGCUGAAAUAAAAUAAUCUUUCGAAAUGGGACAGAAAGAGAGAGAAAGAGAACGUGCAGAGAAGCCAAUAGUUGGAUAAAGAUAGUGAAAGAGUAGUUGAAAAGGGUGGGUGGAAUGUUCAUUGUUCAAUGCCCAGCAUCUUUUUCCAUUUCUCCAAGUCAAUCCAAACAACUAUUGAUUAUUUGCUCUCCCAUGGGAUAGACGUAGAGGAAUCCAUGUCAUAGAAGAAUAUCUGUGUUUCUCUCUUUCUUGGUCUCUCAUGGAGGGCGCUCUUGCCAUUGCCGUUGUCUCCUGUAACUUGCUGCUGCUUUUGGGUCUUUCCCAUUCGCUUCCUUUGUGCACUAAUUCAUGGGCACCUUCUAGACUGAAUACCUCAUUGACGUUUUGUCCUUAUAAUGAGACCUCAUGCUGCAAUUCCACAGAAGAUUUACAAUUGCAGAAGCAAUUCCAAGCAAUGAAUAUUUCUGAUCUUCCCUGUGCUUCUGUUUUAAAAUCAAUACUUUGCGCGAGGUGUGAUCCAUAUUCAGCUGAGCUGUACACAGUUGAUUCAUCGACCCGUCCAGUUCCUGUACUCUGCAACUCCAGUGUUGCUCUUAACUCUUCCCAAUCUAGCCAACAAGUUAAUAAUUUUUGCUCAAACGUAUGGGACACAUGUCAAAAUGUAUCCAUAGUGAAUUCUCCUUUUGCUCCACCAUUGCAAGUUCAAGGAGCAUUACCAGUCAAUUCCAAUGUUAGCAAAUUGACGGACACAUGGCAAUCAAAAACCGAUUUCUGCAAUGCAUUUGGUGGCGCAUCUUCUGCUGGAUCAGUAUGUUUCGCUGGUGAACCUGUCACUGUAAAUAACUCUGAAGUACCUAGCCCCCCACAUGGCUUGUGCCUUGAGAAAAUCGGGAAUGGAUCUUACCUCAGUAUGUAUGCUCAUCCUGAUGGAUCUAACCGUGCAUUCUUCUCUAACCAAGAAGGUAAGAUUUGGUUGGCAACCAUUCCUGAAGAGGGUUCAGGAGGAACGUUGGGACUUGAUGAAUCUAAUCCUUUCAUAGACCUAACCGAUGAAGUUCAUUAUGAUACUCUAUUUGGGAUGAUGAGUAUUGCAUUUCAUCCGAAGUUUGCACAAAAUGGUAGAUUCUUUGCCUCAUUCAAUUGUGAUAAGGUUAAGUGGCCAGAGUGUACAGGGAGAUGUGCAUGUAAUUCAGAUGUCAAAUGUGAUCCUUCAAAGCUAGGUACUGAUAAUGGUGCCCAACCAUGCCAGUUUCAUACUGUUGUAGUAGAGUAUACAGCAAAUGGUACCGCAGCCCAGCCUUCCUUGGCAACGAGUGCCAAACCGUCAGAAGUGAGAAGAAUAUUUACUAUGGGCCUUCCAUUUACAUCUCAACAUGGAGGGCAAAUACUCUUUGGACCCGAUGAUGGGUAUUUAUACUUCAUGAUGGGAGAUGGUGGUGGUGGUGGUGAUCCUUACAAUUUCUCACAAAACAAGAAGUCGUUGCUUGGAAAGAUUAUGAGGCUUAAUGUUGAUAACAUACCAAGUGCAGCAGACAUAAAUAAACUUGGUCUAUGGGGAAACUACUCUAUCCCCAAGGAUAAUCCAUUCAGCGAAGAUACAGAUUUGCAGCCAGAGAUAUGGGCUUUAGGAUUAAGAAAUCCUUGGCGCUGUAGUUUUGAUUCAGAAAGACCUUCCUACUUCACGUGUGGAGAUACCGGCGAGGAUUUAUAUGAAGAAAUUGAUGUUAUUACAAAGGGUGGGAACUAUGGUUGGCGUGUCUAUGAGGGUCCCUAUCCUUUCAAUCCUACACAGACACCAGGUGGAAACACCUCUGUUAACUCCAUAAGCCCGAUUUUCCCAGUAUUGGGAUACAAUCAUUCCGAAGUGAACAAAAAUGAAGGGUCAGCAUCAAUAACUGGGGGUUAUUUCUAUCGGUCUAAGACUGAUCCAUGCAUGUAUGGAAGGUACUUGUAUGGAGAUUUGUAUGCAGGUGCCAUAUGGGCAGCCAUCGAAAACCCAGGAAACAGCGGGAGCUUUAACGCAAGCAAAAUUCCUUUCGGUUGUGCACAUGACACACCUAUUCAAUGCAACUCUGUUCCCCAAAGUACUCUCCCAGCUCUGGGAUACCUUUACUCAUUUGGGGAGGACAACUCUAAGGAUAUAUUCAUUCUAGCUAGCAAAGGUGUUUACAGAGUUGUUCGUCCAAGCCGUUGCAACUACACUUGCUCAAAGGAAAAUGUUACUAGUGUUGCAAGCCCAGGUCCUGCAGCUACACCUCGUUCCUAUGCAAGCCGGUUGAGUAAUCCAUAUAACAAUCUUGUGCUCUUAGUUACUUCUCUUUCGCAGUUCUUGCUGCUUUUUGUCUAAUACAUUGCAGCAGUGCCAAAUGCUAUAUUCAGAUAGAAGAGCUAUUCCGUCUCAGAGGCAUGUGGAUGAGAUUAUGUACUUUAGAAACUUCCCUUUUUCCUUUUUUUUUUUUUCUUUUUUUUUUCUUUUUUUUAACUGAAAGAAGUUCAUCACGUUGCUUCUUGUAACCAUAGUUUGGCUGUUGUGUAUUCUGAAUUUGAUUGCAGAUUGGGCCUCCAUUAUUGUAAAAUUUCAGAACUGCAGACAAUGUAGAACAAAUUUUUGCUUGUGUUUUU
This is a messenger RNA of Ziziphus jujuba (common jujube), 2932 nucleotides long. Its product is annotated as HIPL1 protein. Bases 570 to 2657 code for a protein of 695 amino acids. The transcript has 7 exons. The record is from RefSeq and is a predicted model, not a curated record. NCBI's taxonomy places the organism in Eukaryota, Viridiplantae, Streptophyta, Magnoliopsida, Rosales, Rhamnaceae.